AUGGUAGAACUGGAAAAAAGAAGACGGCCCCCUCCGCAACUGCAACAUUCUCCCUAUGUUAGGGAUCAAUCGAAUUCGCAGGGAAUGACAAAGACGCCAGAAACGUCACCGCCUAAGAGGCCCAUGGGAAGAGCUAGAUCAAACUCGAGAAGCAGUGGAUCCCGUUCAAAUGUCGAUAUAGAUCAGUAUACCAUACCACCAGGCUUAGAUUUGUUGCCUACCGCUUCAUCUCCACCUUCCGUCCAUCAAGUUUCACAACAGCAACAAUUAUCCCCAAUAUUAGCCAACAAAAUCCGUUCUCCAUUUGAAAAUCAAAGUCAGGAUCAAAAUGACAAUUCAAUAGACCCAACACCGGCUGGACAAGUAACAAUUCCUGUAGAAGCCGUAUCUCCACCGGCACUGGACGAAUUAUCGAAAUUCCAAAAUGGUUCAACUGAGACAUUAUUUAGAACUGGAUCACCCCGUAAGAAGCAUACACAUAUUAUUAUACUCAAAUCCUUAAAUGCAACUUUUGAGACCAAGUUUCUUGUUGUACCAUUUAAACCUGACGGACUUAAAUUAGGUCGACCAGUUACCAAUAGCGUAAACAAGAAUAAUUCAGGAUCGAAAAGAGAUUUAUUUUCGCAACAAGUUAGACCAGAUAACGGAAAUUUUGACUCAAGAGUUCUUUCCAGAAAUCACGCUUGUCUCAGUUGUGAUCCUACAUCAGGAAAGAUAUAUAUUCGCGAUCUAAAGUCCAGCAAUGGGACAUUUGUUAAUGGGGUUAAAAUACGCCAAAAUGAUGUAGAAUUAAAAGUUGGUGAUACUGUGGAUUUGGGAACUGAUAUUGACUCAAAGUUUGAACAUAGAAAAAUCAGUGCGUAUGUGGAAGAGAUUUCAGUAAUUCCCUUAAUGAACACUGUAUCUGAUCCCACAAAUUUGGUGAUGAAAAAACAAGAUCAUACUAAUAAGAAUAAUGGGAACUCCACUAAUAUAAACGGAAUAAAGAUAGACAGAGGUCAUCAUAAUCAACACAUUCCAAUACGAUCUCAUUUAAAGGAAAAUUAUACCGAAGCUGGUGUAACAUCUGCAACAACGGCUCAAAGGGCAGCCUUUGAGGCAGCUAUGUUUGGAGAUAUUAAUAACUCAGAAUUAGAUGAUGAUAUUUUAGGUCCAGAAACUGAGGUUCUCAGUGGAAUUUUUAUCAACAAUUCAGCAGGUACAAGCAUAAAUUUGAUAAAUAUGAUAAAAACUUUGACUACUGAGCUGUCCUUAGAAAAACAAGAGCUGGAAAAAUUACAUUCCAUGCAAAACUUUAUGCAAAACUAUACGAUAAACCUUGAUUUCAUCAAUAAGCACAUGAUUGAUAUGAAUGAAAAGCAUUUACUGAAACUGAGCACGGCUUUACAAAAAACUCUAUCAGAAAAUAAUGAUGCGCUACUCAAAGAAUCGGAAGAUCAAUUAAAAGAAAUCAAACAACAAAAUAAUAAAGUAAAAUCUGCAUGUAGCUUGAAGGAAAAACAAAACCAUGAAAAGCUACAGGAGCUCGAAAGUGAAUUAAGAGAGCUGAACCUUCAAAUAGAAGAAGAGAGGGGAAAAAAUUUAGUUUUAACACAAAGCAAUUUUAAUGGUGGUAUUAACAAUGACAAUAACGCUAAAGUAAAACAAAAUGAUUCAAGAGAAGAAAAAAAGGAUACCGAAGAUACAUUAAUAAGCACUGAAGAACUAGGAGUCGUCGAAGGCAAGAGAACAAGAGUUAGUAAGGGAAUGCUCUUUGGAGUAGUUGCCAUUUCAUUCGGUUUAGUUGCGACGGCCGUUAAGCAAUUGCCACAAUAA
Messenger RNA from Saccharomyces cerevisiae S288C, 1815 nucleotides. It is a transcript of the gene VPS64, whose product is annotated as Vps64p. NCBI's taxonomy places the organism in Eukaryota, Fungi, Ascomycota, Saccharomycetes, Saccharomycetales, Saccharomycetaceae. Gene Ontology annotation, cellular component: endoplasmic reticulum membrane. The transcript has a single exon. The record is from RefSeq and is marked reviewed. The coding region runs from base 1 to 1815 and encodes 604 amino acids.